CUCUGUGAAAGAGAAAAAGUUGGCGAUGAGUUCACAGUGACGCCGUCCGCGGCAGGAUCAGCGUCCAGGGAUGGCAGUUUGGACCCGAGCGGACAAAAACGGUCAACUGGACCUUCUGCUUCGCGACCGCUGGAUCCGAGUGGCCGCCGAACUCACCCGGGAAACGCUGACUUUGACGGCCGAAGCGGAGGCAGUCGCGCAGGGGAGCAGCCACUGGGACUACAGCAACUCCUCCGCGGGCCUGCGAAAUGGCAUGUCGAACGGAAACGAGCCCGGCCACGGUCCGUCCUCGGGCAAAGACCAACUCCAGAACCAGAACUUUGGGGGUCGGGGGCGCAGUGGCAGCCCGGGGCGCGGGGGUGUCGGUGGGGGUCAAUACGACGGCAAUUUUGGCUUAAACAGCCACGGGAAGUGCCCCAACAACGGCACGAACUCUGACUUUGGCAGCCCGAGCUCCAGCUACGGCAGCCCCGGGUCCAGCUUUGGUUCGAGGCAGGGCGACUUCCCCGUCGGUGUGGACGGUUCUUCCGAAGCUGUGAGGAAAGUUCGAGUUGUCAAACAGGAGUCCGGCGGGCUGGGGAUCAGCAUCAAGGGGGGGCGCGAGAACAGGAUGCCCAUCCUCAUCUCCAAGAUCUUCCCGGGGCUCGCGGCGGACCAGAGCCGCGCUCUGCGGGUGGGCGACGCGAUCCUGUCGGUCAACGGGAACGACCUGCGGGAGGCGACGCACGACCUGGCGGUGCAGGCGCUGAAGAAGGCCGGGAAAGAAGUGACGCUGGAGGUGAAGUACAUCCGCGAGGUUUCUCCGCUCUUCAAGAAGCCGUCCUUGGUGGCCGACCUGCCGUGGGAUGGCAUCCGCCCACAGUCACCCAACUACAGCGGCAGUGACGACUCGGGGUCACCCAAACACAGCAGCUCCUCCUCGUCCAGAGACAGGAAGGUCAUCAGCCUGAGGAUGUGCUUCAUCAGCAGGAAUCUCACCAUACCAGAUCUGGAGAACAGGCUGUUGGAGCUCCAUUCCCCAGAUGGCCAGCACACUGUGGUGCUGCGCUGCAAGGACGCCCCCAGUGCCAACUCCUGGUUCACUGCCAUCCACACCAACAUUGCUGCGCUGCUGCCACAGACGCUGGCUCACAUCAAUGCCUAUCUGGGGGCAACGUCUUCCUCCUCGACACACCCUGAUCUCAAGCACAUCGGCUGGUUGACCCAGCAGGUGCAACUGGAAGGUGGACGGCAGCAGUACAGACCUUUGGUCAUGGCGCUGACGGAGAAGGAUAUGCUUCUGUUUGAAUCUGUGCCAUGGAACAGGGAGUCCUGGUCUAUGCCUCUGCUCACACACCCGCUGCUCGCCACCAGGCUGGUUCAUUCUGGCAGUGCUCGUGGUUCUCCUGCCCAGGGUUCAGAACUGGUGUUCGCCACUCGUACAGGGACGGGCCGGGGCAUCGAAUCCCACGUCUUUCGAGUUGAGAGCCACUGGGAUCUGUCGACAUGGACGCGAGCUCUGGUGCAGGGGGCACACGCUGCUGCUGAGCUCAUCAAAGAAGUCUCCAUUGGUUGCACGUUGAACAGGCAGGAUGUUCGUUUGACUCUGCACUAUGAGAAGGGCUUCACUGUGACUAGAGACCUGGCCGACCCAACCGGAGGCGCUGUGCUUUACCGAUACCCCUAUGAAAAGCUGAAAAUGUCCGCUGAUGAUGGAAUACGCAACCUGUACCUUGACUUUGGCGGUCCAGAGGGAGAAAUGGUAUUUGACCUCCACUCGGGUCCGAAGCCAGUGGUGUUUGUCCUCCACUCUUUCCUGUCAGCCAAGCUCACUCGUAUGGGCCUAAUGACGUGAAGCGGCGACAUGGAUGACAGGAUGGACCAAGGCUCCAUGGGAAUGACCAGGUGUCCUUCAAGAUGCUGACAACGGGGCUUAUUUUUAAUUUCAUUGGAUUUUUUUUCAUUUUCUCCAUUCACAGCAGGAGUUAGACCACAGAUAGUUGUGUUGAUGCUCGUCUCCAACACGUGCCUUCUCCUCCAGCGUCUCACCUCCUCGCGUUGUAAAAUUGGGCAAAAAAAAGGUGGCACUUUGUUUUAAAGAUGUUUUUAAAAAUUGCUUGUGUCAUUUCAAUGUGUUUAAGUGUUUCUAAUAUGACCAGCCAAGCUGCCGUGCACAAUGUCCAGUGCACUUCAAAGUGUUGUUGAAAAGUACAGAGGGAAGGAUUGAACCAAGCACAAAGUGGUGAAUGCUCUGUUUUGAUCUUCUGCCUUCCAUUCCACAGCAGCCUUCCAGUGAACUUUGGGCUCACUGGUAUUUGUACUUGUAUUUGAGUCUGAAUGCAGUUAGCAGAGACUGCCUGUGUCUCUAUACUACAUGCUUGUGUUGGCUUGAUAGUGUGACUGCUGCCUCGCACUCUCACCUUAUAGCACAUUAUCCCAAACUACUCUUGUAAUCAGGAUUUACCAACGGUGCCUUUUUACUCGUAGUCAGAGACGCUCUUUGUAACGUUUCCUUUUUUGUUCCAGCAUAAGAGACAUUUUGGCCAUAAAAAGGCAUUAGUAUUACUCUUAUAUUGUAAAUGUUACUUUGUAUUGUGUGUAUCUCCAUGAUUCCCAGACUUCCUUGCGUUGAACUGUGUAUCAUAUGAAGAUAUCGGACAUGAGCGUGUGUUACCGCCCUCCCUUCACCUACACUACUGCCUUAGUCAUUGCUCUGCUUGACAUUACUCGUCUCUUGUUACUAUUCUCACAGCAUCAAUUGUCCAGUGACCAUUUGUUUGGGGUCUCACAUAACGCAGGUACCAGUGUAUUGUGUAAGCGAAACUGUAGUAGUACAGAUAUAAAGAAAUGUAUUGACUUAUUACAUUAGUUUCCUACCAGAAUAAUGUUCAUUUAGAAAAUUCUCCUCCUUCUUGUCUUGUUAUUUUGUUGUCUUACAAAGACAAUCCAGCCUAGUGCACUUAUUUGUCCACUUGCUGGUUUGCUUAAUGAGCUACUUCUCUCUUUGCUGAGUUUUCAUCACAUUGACAAACAAUGCAACUUGCGCUAACUGGUGUUGUACAGCAUAUUGUGCUGUAGUGGCAUUAGUGGGAAAUGUUGACUUCGUUCUCAUUCUUUUUCUACGGUCGUUUCCUAACUCCAAAUUGAGACUCUGGCUGCUUUCAUUAGUCACAUUUGACCGAGAGCAGCUUGUUGUUUUUAACAUGUGAGAUCUCAUGACAAGUGAGCAAAUUCAAUUUGAAGGUGGAGAUGGUGAGCUGCAGUGUAAAGGUUGUAAAUGGACCAAGAGUUGAGGCUUUUUGACAAGCUGCUGUCCUCAAAUGCAAAAGGGAACUUCUACCCUCCUAUAAAACCUGACUUGAACUUGCCUCCCAUGACUUCAUGAUAAUUGCUGCUUGUGAAUCUCAUCAUACAUUUUUUUUAAUCUCUAACAACAAAUAGAGGUAAAGUUACCAAGAUGAUCACAACCUUUCUCCCUUCAGUUUACUUGUGUGCAGCAUGACUGUAAUUAACACAAGUUCAUGCCCUUCACUUAGUUCAUGGUACAUGUUUCCUCUGUUGUCCUUUCGACCUGAAUGUAUCUCUGUGUGCACCAUUGGCAAACAAGAAAAACAGAAGGAUCCCAGUCUGAAAGACAUCUGUUCUAUCUUCUCAUUCCAUGUUAACCAUGUUUGUCUGUAUCGCUGCACAAUUUUAAUUGUAGAAAAUUUCUCACCCUUCCUUAAACCACAAACCUUGAUGCACUAACCUAUCAAAAUUGUUGAACUUGUGAAUGUACCUUUUUCCUUCUGCAAGUAAUCAGAAAGUCUCUUUUUAUUGUGUGCUCUCCUGUCUAUGCAAAGCAGUGCUUCAGAGAACGGUUUUAUUAACCAAAGUUAAUAUUUGUGGCAGCUUGCGUCCAACACAAUCAUUAGAUAGAAAAGGCUGAAGUGCUGCUGCAAUAAACUCUCAUAUGCAAAGUAUUUUAGACUCCUUUCCCAGAUACAGUAUGCUAUGUAUGGUAGCAUGGUAAUAAUGUCAAAUGUAAAUACCUACUAAUAAAACUGUUACAGACUA
Molecule: messenger RNA, 4035 nt
Organism: Betta splendens (Siamese fighting fish)
Lineage: Eukaryota; Metazoa; Chordata; Actinopteri; Anabantiformes; Osphronemidae
Gene: sntb2
Product: syntrophin, beta 2
Exons: 7
Coding region: 71-1834 (587 amino acids)
Cellular component (GO): synapse; intracellular anatomical structure; dystrophin-associated glycoprotein complex
Molecular function (GO): structural molecule activity; protein binding
Source: RefSeq, a predicted model, not a curated record